AUGGAGCAGUAUUUAGUUGAACGAGAAGUGCUCAGUGAGGUGCGCCUGGAAGAAGUGGCCCAAAGAGACACGAGCAGGACCCGAACUAGUGUUGCAGAUAAAUUAAAAGAAUUCUCGAGAUGUUCGGUUCCCAGGCUGAAGGAGACGGUGCAGAGGUGGGUGCCAGUUCUCGACUGGCUCCCUAAAUACUCCAUCAGAGAAAAUGCUCUUGGAGAUCUGGUCUCUGGCUGCAGCGUGGCCAUUAUGCACCUGCCCCAAGGUAUGGCAUAUGCACUGCUGGCCUCCCUGCGGCCUGUGUUUGGCCUGUACACCUCUCUUUACCCAGUACUGAUCUACUUCAUAUUUGGAACCUCAAGACACAUUUCAAUUGGCACAUUUGCAGUGAUCAGUGUCAUGGUUGGCAGUGUGACAGAGAGACUGGGUCCAGACUCUGACUUUCCACUCAACAACAGCACAAACACAACAGGAAGUGUGGACAUUGAUGCCAGAGAUGCCUACAGAGUGGUGAUCGCCUGCUCUCUCACACUCUUGGUUGGGAUUUUCCAGAUUGUGCUGGGUGUGGUAAAAUUUGGCUUUGUGGUCAAUUACUUGUCAGAACCACUGGUCCGAGGCUACACAACUGCGUCAGCAUGUCAUGUUUCUGUGUCUCAGCUCAAAUACAUUUUUGGAGUCUCACCUUCUCGUUACAAUGGACCACUUUCUCUGAUUUAUACUGUUGUGGACAUCUGCAGUCGUUUGCCUCAGACAAAGAUCCCUGAGCUGGUUGUCAGCCUUGUGGCACUUGCAGUUCUUAUUGUGGUCAAAGAAGUCAAUGGUUGCUAUGCAAAAAAGCUGCCCUUUCCCGUCCCCAUUGAGCUUAUAGUGGUCAUAGUUGCCACAAUGAUUACAUAUUUCUGUGGAUUGACCUCAUUGUAUUACAUUGAUGUGGUUGGAGAAAUUCCCAGUGGACUGAAGGCCCCUAUAUCCCCAGAUGUCAGUUUGUUCUCACAAGUGAUUGGUGAUGCUUUUGCUAUUGCUAUUGUGGGCUAUGCCAUAAACAUUUCCCUGGGCAAGACAUUUGCUCUAAAACAUGGAUACAAAGUGGACAGCAAUCAGGAGCUGGUGGCCCUCGGUCUGAGUAACUCCAUCGGAGCUUGUUUUCAGUGCUACAGCGUCACAUCGUCUUUGAGCCGCAGUCUGGUUCAGGAGAGCACCGGUGGAAAGACACAAGUAGCUGGAUUUAUUUCUUCCAUCUUUGUUUUGAUCAUAGUUUUGAAAAUAGGAUCACUUUUUGAAGAUCUGCCAAAGGCUGUUUUAUCAACAAUAGUAUUUGUGAACCUCAAAGGAAUGUUUAAGCAGUUCACUGAUGUUCCUGAACUUUGGAGAUCCAACAAAGUGGAUCUGAUGGUAUGGUUGGUUACAUUCAUGAGCACUAUACUGUUGAACCUGGACUUGGGCCUCGCUGUGUCUAUUGGGUUUUCCAUUCUGACCGUGAUCUUCAGGACACAACUGCCUCACUAUUCCAUUUUGGGACAAGUGCCAGGAACCGACUUGUAUCUGGAAACAGAGACCUUCAAACAGGCCGAGGAGAUCCCAGGAAUCAAAAUCUUCCGGUCGUCCACCACCAUCUACUACACAAAUGCUGAGAUGUAUUUGGAGGCUCUGCAGGAGAAAAGCGGGAUUGAAAUCGGAAAACUGCUUACCGCAAAAAAGAAAAAGGAUGCCAGGUUAAAACGUCAACAACAAAAGGAGAAAAAGAAAGAAAAGAAACAACGAAAGAAACAAGCAAAGAAACAAGAGAACCAGCAGCCCGCUGGGGUCUUCACUCUGACCGAGUCGCAGAGGACAGGCCCCUCAGACCUGAAUUCAAUUCAUUCAAACGGAGCUGCUUCACACUUGAGCCAAACAAAUGGUCAAAUAAACCCGUGUUAUCAACACGACGCAGCCACAUCAGAAUCAGACUCGGACACAGAAGCUUAUUACCAAAAUGCAGAUUGUGUCAUAGACGAAGAGCAGCCGUCUCACAGCAUCAUCCUGGAUCUGUCCACGAGCAGCUUCGUGGACACCGUGACCGUCAAGACUCUGAGAAAUAUUUUCAAGGACUUUGGGGAGAUUGAUAUGGACGUUUAUCUUGCAGGGUGUCAAGCUUGCAUUAUUGAGCAGCUUGAAAAGGCAAACUUCUUCUCAAACGCCAUCUCAAAAAGCCAAGUGUUUGUAACCGUCCAUGAUGCUGUCCUUCACAUUCAGAAGAGGAGGAAGCGAGCAGAGAAGGAAACCUGCAUCACUCUCAUGUAA
Messenger RNA from Knipowitschia caucasica, 2274 nucleotides. NCBI's taxonomy places the organism in Eukaryota, Metazoa, Chordata, Actinopteri, Gobiiformes, Gobiidae. The record is from the annotation of a GenBank genome assembly.